CCCACCUCCUGUAAGUGCUGUGUGAUGUAGGGGGAGGGAGAUGGCCAGUGAUGAUCACUGCCUGUGCCUGUCAAACUCAGCCCUUCUUCUAAGGAGCUGGAGGCCGCAGACCUAGGCAUGAUCAUACCUAUGUGCUUCUGGGGCAGGCAGCAAGAAGAACGUUUCUUGGACUCCUGUAGAUUCUGCCCUGGUUUUCUAAUACCAAAGUCCCCGGAUCUGGAGUAAAGAAGAUGCCUUCACAGGCAAGAACAACAGCUUGAGGGUGGAAACCCUUUGAAAACUUCACCUUGGAAACCCAACUCCAGGCAGUUAACUGGAGAAGCAGAGACAGCCCUAAGGGAGAGUCCAGCCCUUCCUAGCUGUGGCCUUGAGAAAAUGGCCUGGAUCUAUCAUGUCAGGCGUCUUUUCCUCAUCACUUUGGUCUUCCAGGUCAUCCACUUGGGAAAUGGUUUCAAUGAAAAAGAGAAACUCAAAGGCAGUGCAGAAGAACCCAUCAAUACUACAGCCCCCAAACAACAGCCCCCAAAUCAGAAUCCUACUUGGAACAGCACUAGAGAUCUAAACAGGAGUUCUGAGAGCCCCAAACAGUUCCAGUCCAGGCCAUUCAUCCCAUUUAUUGGAUUUAAAGAUGGUACCAAACUCUGCUGUCAAAAUGGAGGAACCUGUGUCCUGGGGAGUUUCUGUGUCUGCCCAAUGCAUUUUGUUGGGCGGCACUGUGAACAUGAUGAACGGAAAAGUAACUGUGGUGUCUUUGCCCAUGGAGAUUGGGUAUACAAGGGCUGCUACCUCUGUAGAUGUAUCUAUGGGAAGCUGCACUGUUUCAGAGACCCAACAUUAAACAACUGUGAUCUGAAUGAAGAAUUUGUCACGUUACAAUCUAAUGGAUCAAGAUUACAAUAUACAUUAUAUUUUCUCCUUCCUUUUUCUUGUUUUCUCCUGCAAUGGAUAGUUCUGCAGAAGUCUUCAUCUUUGGUUCCAUGGAGGUGAAUGGAAAGAGGUUUUUCAAGCCUGAGCACCUUUCUUUGACUUUGGGGUGGGAUUUACCUUUUUACCCUUUAUUUUUCUAACAAGGAGUAAGAAGCCCCAAGAGAAAAUACUUAAGUUUUGAUAUAUUGUUGUUUCAAGUGGAAAAGCUUAAAGCUUAUUGUAAAUGAUAAAUUAUUGCUUGAUUCAGAACAACAUUAAGAUGAUAAAUGAAUAGUUUUAUUAUUAUUUUUAAUAGAGCAUAAUGUAUUUGAAAAUGACCUCGCCUUUAAAACCUUAUGGUUAGAUUUGGGACAUACGAGUACAAAGGUUCAUGCAGAUGAAUUAAAAUAAAAACAGUCAAAUAGGACUACUAUCAAAACUCUUAAGAUGUAAAAAUAAUUGCCCCUAUUUCUUUUUUUUUGCAUUUUUUACUAAUAUUUUCCCAAUCACAUGUGAAAACAAUUUUAACAUUAAAAUAUAAAUCCCUCCCUGAGAUGAUAGGCAAUUUGACAUAAGUUUAUACACGUGUGAUCAUGUAAAAUAUUUCCAUAUUUGUGAUGUAGAAGAAGACACACAAAAAACCCCAAAGAAAAUAAAGUAAAAAAUGGUAUGUUUCAAUUUGCUUUCAGACUCCUCAAUUCUUCCUCUGGAGGUGGUUAGCAUUUUUUAUCACGAGUCUUUUGGGAUUUUCUUGGAUCGUUAUAUUGCUAGGAAUAGCUAAGACAUUUAAAGUUGAUCAGCGUACACCUUUGCUGUUCCAGUAUUAAAAGUUUUACGGGUUCUAAUUACUUCACUUUGUAUCAGUCCAUAGUUCCAGGCUUCCCAGGUUUUUCUGAAAUCCUGUUCCUGAUUUCAUAUAGCACUGUAUUCCAUUACAGUGAUACACCCCAACUUGCUCAGUCAUUCUCCAGCUGAUGGAUAUCACCUUGAUUUCCAAUGCUUUUGUCUUUCCAAAAAGAGCUAAAUAGUCCAUAUUUCUAAAACUUUAAAAUGCAAACAUUUUUGUGCAAUAAGAUGCUUUGAGGUAAGGAGUGGAAGUUCUGUUUGCAUUUUAGUAAAGAGGAAAAGCUUUGAGAGGUUUAAGAGACUUGUGUACACUCACAUAUGGUAUCUGAGAAAGGAUCUCAGCACCUCAAUUAAAGUCCAGUAAGUGACCUUUACCUUCCUGUGUAGUGGGAGAAAAACCAUACUGACCUUGAAGUUAAAGGACUUGUGCUCCUCACCCCACUCUGCAAUUUAACCUUGGAUUGUCAAGUCUGGAAGAUGAAGGCAAUACUCUUUGAAAGCCUAGAUUUGCAAUUUAAAAGUACCUUAGAUCUGUACCUUAGCUCUGAUCUAGGAGUUCUUAAAACUUCACUGUGUCUUGUGCCCCUUUGGCAGUUUCAUAAAUCAAUAAACCCCAUCCUAAGAAUAUUUUUCCUAAAUCUUAAUUGGAAGUAAAUGCUAAAUUUUCACCAUAGGAAGACGAAGAUGUAUUUUUUCCCCAUCCAACUUCAUAGACUUCCUUAAAAAAUCUAAAUAAAAGAGGUAAAGAACCCUUGAUCUAAUUCAAUCUCUUAAAAAUCAGGGAACAAAUCAAAAUUAUGUCCAAUAUGCAUCUUAAGCUCAAUAUGUCCAAAAUAGAACUGAAUUUCUUCCCCCCAAAACCUUCCCUACUUUCCUAUUAUUGUUGACCGCUAGGUAAUGCAGUGAAAAGAAUGUUGGGCUUAGAGUUGUGAUUAACUGCAUUCAAAUCCAAGCUCCAAUUGUCUUCAGUUUAUCUAAAAAGUGGGGAUGAUCAUACCCUCCUUCCUGGAAUGCUGCCCAUGUGGAGAGAAAGAACUGUGGGAAUAGAAAUACACAAGGAAAACAUGUGAUUUUUCCAUGUUUCUAUGGGUAUUAAAUAUGGGGUUUUGGUUUUUUAAGGAUUAUUACAAAAAUGAUUUUAAAUUAUUAAUAUGGAAAUAGGUAUUAAGUGAUAAUACAUGUAUAAGCCAGUGGGAUUACUUUGUUGGCUCUGGGAAGGGGGAGGAGAGAAAGUACCAACAUGAAUCAUGUAACCAUGGUAAAAUACUUAAAUAAAAAUUUUUUUAAAGAACUAAAAGAACUAAUAAUAUUCUCCUUCCUAUUAAGGUUGUUUUGAGGAUUCAUUGAGAUAAUAUUUGUGAAGUGUCUAGCACAAUGUAUGGAAGGCACUCUAAAAAUGUUAACUUAUUAAGAGUACCACCCAUCCUCCCAUUCACCCUAGCUCCUAGCCACUGUUUCAUCCCCAGCUCUCUGGGUCCAUAAAUGCAAAUCUUUUUAAUUCUUUAGCCUUCCUAACAUCUCUUCUAUGUAUUACCAAACCAUAAACUUUUCCCAAGACAUGGUCUAUGUAACAACUCUUACUCAAUAAAUCUAGAAUGAACCCCUAUUAACCACCAGGAUCCAAUCUGAAAGGUCCUCCAUUUAGCACUUAGAGCUCUUUCUGACCGAAUCCAUCCUUUUCUAGUCUUAUCAUUUAUUUCCUUUCCAACUCCAUAAUUUAGCCAAAGCAUUGCCCAUGACACUCAAUCUCUCACCUACAUGCCUUUGCACUAGCUGUCCCCCAGUCCUAGAAUACCUUCCCAUCUCACUUUUCACCUCAGUUUCCCCGGUCCCUUCAAGAUUCAGCUCAAAUCCCACAUUCUACAGAAAGCCUUUCCUGGGUCAGUUCUCCCCUUCCCAAAACUGCCUGUACCAUUCCUUUGUAAUUGUACCUUCCAUCCUUUACUUGUAUGUACAUAGUUGUUGAUGUAUUGUCUCCCUCCUUAGGAUGUGAGUUCUUCCAGGUGAGACAUCUUGUUUUUGUCUUUCUCUGUACUACCAGUGCUUAGUAAUGGUUAAUUGACCUUUUUUUCUGAUUGAGGGAA
Molecule: messenger RNA, 3836 nt
Organism: Monodelphis domestica (gray short-tailed opossum)
Lineage: Eukaryota; Metazoa; Chordata; Mammalia; Didelphimorphia; Didelphidae
Product: cryptic protein
Source: RefSeq, a predicted model, not a curated record